This is a messenger RNA of Hippocampus zosterae (dwarf seahorse), 2443 nucleotides long. It is a transcript of the gene prrt1, whose product is annotated as proline-rich transmembrane protein 1. The transcript is spliced from 4 exons. The record is from RefSeq and is a predicted model, not a curated record. Bases 241 to 957 code for a protein of 238 amino acids. Gene Ontology annotation, cellular component: membrane. NCBI's taxonomy places the organism in Eukaryota, Metazoa, Chordata, Actinopteri, Syngnathiformes, Syngnathidae.
CACACACACGCACGCACACACACACACACACGCGCGAGAGCAGCAGAUAUGCCCUCCUGUUCCAGGAGAGAUAGAGAUCAGAUUCUCCGUGCUCUUGAAGAUGAAAGCAUCUUGAGAAUGGCCCGCACGCCUUUGGAGUAGAAGUCAGCAACCGUUGCGCAUCUUUGGAAGGGAUUUUCCCCACCUUUUUUUCUGGAUUGGUGACAACAACAUCCUGUAAGAGGAGGAGAAGAGAGAGGCAUGUCGGAAAAACACGGCCUCGACGACUCCACCCGUCAGACGAUGCAACCCCCACCGUACAUCCCGGGCCCGCAGGACCCAAACGUAACACAGCACCCUAACAUGCCACCAGGCGCCCAGCCCAGCUAUCCCCCGCCGCCUCCGCCCCCGGGCUCAGAGGGAUACCUCCAAGAGACUCAGUUCCACUGUAACACAAUGGGACCCCCAGGGGCCCCACAAGGCUACACAGUCCAGACUCAGGGCCCCGGAGGAACAAUGCCUCAUCCUCCAGUGGGAUAUCUCCAUCCUGGGUACCCUCUGCAGCUGCAGCCGUGCACUGCUUAUGUUCCUGUCUACCCCAUGGCCUCGGGUCAGCCCUACAUGCCUGCGACAGGAGGUCACCCGGCAAUGCCACCGGGUCAGAUUCACCCCAUGCAAAUGCCGCCCAACAUCACCUUAAUGGACCGGCGGCCGCCGCACGACUACCUACCCAUCGCCGUGCUCACCACGGUCUGCUGCUUCUGGCCCACUGGCAUCAUCGCCAUCAUCAAAGCGGUACAGGUGCGUACGGCCAUUGCCAGAGGGGACAUGGUGACGGCGGAGAUCGCCUCGCGUGAGGCCCGCAACUUCUCCUUCAUCAGCCUGGCCGUCGGCAUCGCCUCCAUUGUGCUGUGUACCAUCCUCACCGUGGUGGUCAUCAUUGCCUCGCAGCAUCACGACGACGACUGGGAGCCGUAACGAGGCCUGGGGGAAAGGGGAGGGGGGAGCGGAGUGAAACAUCGGCUUAGAUAAUUACUUGGAAACAGGAGCACUGAUAAUAUGCACUGCUACCGCUUGCAGCCAGACUAGGCCGGUCUCACACAUACACACACACACACACAAAUAUGCGACGAAACAUGCUGCUAGCAAAUAUUCUCAUUGACAGCCAAGACGAGCAACUCGGCCGGAUGUCCGAAUGCCAAAUACAAAAUGUUAUCCAGCUAUUAGUGCAAUUAUUUUGUGUCAUGGAAGCAGUGAUGCAAUGAUCGAAUCACAAAUACGUACAAGUAUUACACCAAGUAGAGCGUCUAUAUUUACCGUAUAUGAUUGUUCUUGGGAGGUUGGGUAACCGUGCCAUGUUAAAACGGUGUGCUGCUAUUGUUUUAUUGAUAAUGCACUUGUGUAAGAGACUAAAAUUCAACUGUCGAGGGGGAAAGGAUCAAUACACAAUUUAACACACCAAAUGCAGGCUAGUUGACGAAGCGGCAACAUGGCCGAACAGGACUAUUUAUUUGGGGGGUGAUUUGUAUUAGCUAUCAAAACCAACGCUAUAUAAUAGAUAUCAGUUUGUGGAUUUCUUAAAAAAAACAUAUUUAAUGAUUUGUCAUGUGCCAGGUAUUAACUUUGUGAUCAAAUUGGCUUCACUUUAACACCUUACCGUAUUAUUCUGACUCCGAGGUGAUGACGCAGCUUCUUACGGCCGUAGUUCAAGUAUAGUGCAUGACAAUUAAUGCUUUUGUUGUGAAGCAAUUUUAAAAUUUCCCAAAGCAUCUUUCUCAGUGGCUCAUUCGGUGAAGACGAGAACAUAAGAUUUUGAUGGGGUUUUUUGGGUUGGUUUUUUUUUUUUUUUAGAAACGUAUUGGCCUAUAUUGUGUGGCGCCUAGACACUACGUGUGAAUUGGUAGCAAUUAGGAGACAAUAUUAGCUUGCAUGCCAUUCUCAGUUUGUUUCUUAAAUAUAGAGCCUUGAUGUGCACAUGUCAGCGACAAUAUACAGUAUACCUCUGCAGUUAUCCUGUGCGGUGAGGUGGGAUUUCCUUCAGUUUGAGUGUGCUUGUGAUAUGUUGCAGCAGUCGUGAGAUCAACAGUGCGGGAUGAAAACGAAUGUUCAUGAUAGAAGAGAGAGACAAAAAUAUUAAAAUGCCUAAACUUCAUAGCAUUUUUUUUUGUCCAUCUUCACUGGACUUAAAGUUCUGGUAUGUUUUUUUUUUCUUGUUUGUUUUAACUUUCACAUAUCUCUUCUACUUCCCCAUUCCUCCUUUUCCUCAUUUGAACGACACUGGUUCCAUUAUUUAAGUAAUUAUACAUGGACAUUAUUGUUUAAAUAACUGUACAGUGGUGCCUUGAGAUACAAGAGACCCGAUUGAGGAGUGCUUGAUACCACUAGACAUCUGCCCCAAAAUUUUGCUGCAGCAAAUAGAAUUAGGAAACCGUUCUUUCAAAGAGGAGCCUUAAAACUUUUUUUU